UUAAUUAAGAUUUUUUUUUUCAAAGUUUAUGGUAAUGAUAUAGGUAAUUUUAGUUUUGGGCCAGAUAAUCCAAGAACAUGUUUCUGAAUAUGAAAACUCAUCAAUUCCAAUCUCCAUAUCUUUCAAUUUCUUCAUUACUCAACUGAACUUGAUCAACCAAAACCGCACUCUCAUCAGGUAGUCAAUAGAGGCGCUACCGCGGCCGCGCGGAGCCUGUCGGCGGAAGCGAAACUGCUAGCGAAGAGAAUUAGUGUUCCGGCACUCAAGAGGGGUUUCAUGGGUCGCUUUUUGGAUCGCUAUUGUUUUUUGCUUGAAAAACCAAAAUUAGCCCUUAAAAAAAAACAUUUUCCGGGCAGUUUGGUAUUUUUCUCUGAAUUUGAGUGUUAUUUGUUUAACCCUAGAUGUUUGCUGCGUGCGGCAGUCGUUCUUUUCGAUCAAAACACAAGCUUCUUUGUCAAAUUUCAUCAUCUUCCCUGUGGUUCUUCAUUCUUUAUCGUUUCUUUUUCCUUGUUUCUUUUCCUUCAAUUUUUUUGCUUCUUUCUUUUCUUGUUUUACCCUGAUUUGUUUCUUUCUUUCCUUUUCCUCUUUUCUUAUUUUCUUGCCUUCUUUUUUACUCUGAUUUUCUUAAACUCUAUUUUGUCUUUUGUUAUUUGUUAAUCUUAUUCCUCUCUUUUACUUUGUUUUUUUUCCCUCUGAUUUAUAUAAUAUUUCAUAUGAAAUAUAUGUAUAAAAUGUUAUUCAUGUAAUUUUUCCAAAAAAAUAUAAAAUAUCUGUCAACCUGCUAUAUGCUAUCCCAUUAUCCCACUUUAAGAUUUAGCCGCACUGCGCUGCUCUCCGAGAUUGACUAGGUAGCUCGCUAUAAUGUUUUUUUUAGACUAGCAUCCUUUUAUCUUGCGUAUGAAUUUGUUAGUGAAAUUUAUUAAAGAACUGUUUGUUAGUGAAAUUUAUUAAAGAACUGUUUGAUAGUGAAAUUCUUUCAAGAGUUAACUGUCACGAACAUAUACCACAACAGAAACCUACAUUGAGAAUUAAAAUUAAUAUACUAACCUUCUAAAUAGAAAGUUAUGGUAAUGAUAAUGUCCAUCACAAAAAGAAUACUAAGGCUAAGAUAAAUUAUUUAUAAUACAUUAAUUAUAAUAUAAUCCUUACUUAAAUAAUCAUAAGAUAAGAAGAUGAAUCAUGUCUUUUAUAACAACUAGUUUAUCCUAUUCCUAUGAUAUCGAGCUUUACAAAAAGAGUUGAUAAAAAACAUUGUUUUACUAUUUGUGCUCAAAAGUGAUAGAUCUAAUCUAGUUAGGGAUGAUCAAAAUCUAUCUUGCCAAGAGCAGGUGUUGGCUAAUGCUCUUGGUGUGUGUCCAAGGCGUGCACGUAUAAUAAGUGUUCAAAUAAAAAAAAGGUUUUAGUUGGACAUCACUAAGAAUUGUCUGACACAUGUUCAUUGUAAAUCUCUUUUUCAUUGUGUUGAUAACUGAGCAGGAAUUCAUCUUUUUCCCAUACCGAGAUCAUUUACACACUGAUAAUACAUUGCGAGUCUGUUUAUUCAGUCGGGAACAAUUUAGUGUAAGCAGGAAUCACGUCUAAGCCUGUCAAGCAAAAUGUUUUGGCACUAGCUACUCAUAAAAUGUUGGAGUGCAGCUCUUAUGACGUCUAGGUUUGAACGCAGUGCUACAUAGUGACAACAUGUCUAUUACAUGUUUGCUUAACUUACUUCUGUCUCUGUAUUAUUGUUAUUGUAUGUAUAAGUUCAUUUUAAGAGUUAUAGUUUGUUUGAUUCAGUAGUACUUAGUUACAUACAAAGAACGCUUUGUGAUGGAAUCAUGCUGUGAAUCAAUUAUCCUUAUGGACAUGUUUUGCAAUUCUAUUGUGUUCAGUUUUUAUUUAAAAACUUUACCUUAGCCAAAUAGGUUUCUAGUAUAAUCUGCUUAGAUAGACUGAUUUAGUUUCAGGUGUUCAGUGUCUCAGUAUCAGUUUUUGGUGUUUUUCAAAAUUACUCUCUGAUGUUGCUUUUCCAGAAAAGUUCUUCUAAUGCCUGCAAUAACGGCCGAUCUCUUCUGUAUUACAAAUAAUUUGUGCAACAAUCCCUUUUUCAUUUUCAGAUCAUGUAAAUUAAUUUUCCUUUACUGUGAAUGUAAGCUCUGAAAAAUCUCUCAAAUACUGGACAGAUAAUUGGAUCUGCUGCAAAAGCUGUGUUUUUUGGUUUUCAUAUUUACGAAUCUUAGUUACUCGCAACUUUAAUCCAUUUGUUUUGAAAAUUUCAUAUUAUUUUACUUGAGUAAAGUGUCUUGAGUGAUGAGCUUGCACGAAAAACUUUUAUGAUUUAAAGCGCAAUUCUUCUAUAGGACUGAUUUUGAUUCGAAUUUAUGUUGAACUAUACCCUUCAUUAAUGCAAGUUUGGUAUUUUACUUUUUACAAGUUAACAGUGGUUAAGAUUCUUUGUUCUUUAGAAGCUUAAACCGUACGCGCAACUAUAUGUAUAAAUCAAAUGCUUUACAAGUGAGCAAAGGAUGAUACCAAACCUUCAAGCCAAUUAUAAUCAAAAGAGGUAAAAUUCUCUGUAAGAUUCUCAAGAAAAACUCUGUACCCUUUUCCAACAACAUUAAAUUGAAACUAUAUAUGUAGUCUCUCAAAUUUUAAUGUCAUUUCUUUAUUGUUACUAUCACUACUAUUGUACACAAUGGUUGCAUUCAAGAGAAAACCUGUAAUGGGUUCUGGUGGUCACACCAACCCAUUAGUUUGGUUAGCAGCUAUAAUCUGUACAAUUUUCGCUAUAGCUAUGAUUGUUGCUGGCAUUAUGAUGUUCAUUGGUUACAUAAUGGUCCAUCCAAGAGUACCUAUAAUCAGUGUCACCAGUGCUCAUUUAGAUCUUCUAAGAAAUGAUUAUGCCGGUCUACUUCAAACUCAGUUAAGCAUUGUUGUGACUGCUUACAAUGGAAAUGCAAAAGCUCAUGCAAAAUUUUCUAAGAUGACAUUUAGUCUUAGUUUUCAAGGUCGAGUAAUUGCGGUGCUUGUUGCUGAUUCAUUUGAUGUGCCGAAAAACAGUUCAAAUGUUCUUCGGUAUGUUGUUCAAUCAUCGUCGAUACCGUUGACGCCUGAUCAAAUGGAGAAAGUUGACGAGUCUUGGAAAAGAAAUGAGAUUGGUUUUGAUUUUAAAGGUGCUGGUAGAACUAGGUGGAAGGUAGGGCCUUUUGGUUCUGUUAAAUAUUCUUGUCAUUUGAAUUGUUACCUUAAGUUUCGUCCAUUGAAUGGUAGUUAUAUACCUUCCAAGUGUUCAUCCAAAUCAAAAUGAUUUUUUAGUAAGAUAUUUUUACCUCAUCUUCUUUCUUCAGUAGAUUAUAUUCAGGUUAUAUACAGAUAUAGAUCUAGAUUUUUAGGUAGUAAAGUUACACAGGUUCUUAUACAUUCAUUAUGAAAGCAAAUAACUUUAAAGAACAAAAUAGGGUUAAUGAUGUAUCAAAUUGUGGUAUAGAACAUCUUGUUAUACUAAUAUGGGUUGCUAUUCUGACACACCUUGUGCAUGUUUGCUUUGGUUUUAUAAAUUAAUAAUCACUUUUUUAAGGAAGUUUUUUUGAAACUCUUAAUCCUUUUAAGAAGAGACACAACAUCAUGAAUGGGGGUUGAGAUUGAUUCCUACUCAAGAAGUGUGAUUAUUGUACAAUUGAAAGAACUACAUAAGACUAAUUAACAUGAUAUAUUUAAGACCAAACUUUAGAAAACGUUGUGAAAACAUGCAAGCAUUUAAGAGAUUGCAGAGAAAACAUGAAAGAAUUUUUAAAGAAUUUUCAAUCGUUUUCUUUCUUUACUCAUUUAAAUUACAUUCAGUUUAAAGUAUU
Molecule: messenger RNA, 3830 nt
Organism: Vicia villosa (hairy vetch)
Lineage: Eukaryota; Viridiplantae; Streptophyta; Magnoliopsida; Fabales; Fabaceae
Product: NDR1/HIN1-like protein 12
Exons: 2
Coding region: 2675-3286 (203 amino acids)
Cellular component (GO): plasma membrane
Source: RefSeq, a predicted model, not a curated record